Molecule: messenger RNA, 3309 nt
Organism: Puccinia triticina
Lineage: Eukaryota; Fungi; Basidiomycota; Pucciniomycetes; Pucciniales; Pucciniaceae
Exons: 11
Coding region: 1-3309 (1102 amino acids)
Biological process (GO): transcription by RNA polymerase II; RNA polymerase II preinitiation complex assembly
Cellular component (GO): transcription factor TFIID complex
Molecular function (GO): RNA polymerase II general transcription initiation factor binding; RNA polymerase II general transcription initiation factor activity; histone acetyltransferase activity
Source: RefSeq, a predicted model, not a curated record
AUGCCUCGCGAUGAGGAGGAUGCUAUCCUUUCACUCGGUGGAUUCGCCCUCGAAGGCCUUUUGACCGAUUUGGAUGCCGAUGCUGUUUCAGGUCUACGUGCUCAACUCGGUUUAAGCUCAGCGAAUAUAGGUUACGGACGAGAGGAUUUAUACAAUGGCAAAUUUGCUGACGACGAUGCGGGUAUACCUUCUGACUACAGAGAAAGCAUAUCACAAGACGGACGUGGCGGCCUCCAGAGUGGCUCUUCUAUGCGGAAGGAUUGGGAAGAUGAAGUUGACAAAGAAUUUCAAGAGGAACUGGACAGACGACCUUCAACGAUCGGCAAAAUCCCAAGUUCACCAACAGUAAUCGGAAUCGAAAAGAAUCAACCUGAACCUGCUAGCGUACAUGACCUCUUCCCAACUUUUGUCGAAGGUGGUAUACUUCAAUUCACCGACUUGUUCGCUACAGUACCCAGAAAACGUCAAAAAAUUAGCGGUGGUUAUGUGGAUGUAAACUUCCCCGAAAACUUGCCCCUUGCCGUGUCCACUUCGCACCUCUUACGAGACCCCAUCAUCAAUGUGAACCAACGAACGACUGAUUACAACAAGCUACCUGGUAUGCUAGAAGAGGCAUACCGUGAACUAAUUGCAACAUCGCCUCCAAUCAAACAAGAGUCAAAUAUGCGUCCAAACGUAGUUUCAAGACCACCAGUAGUAGAGAAGUCCCUUGCACAACUUCUAGCUCAGCAGGCGGCCAAAUGCUCGACACCCUGGAAAAUUCCGCAUGACGAUCGCGGAUGGCAAGCUCUUUCAAUGCAAGAUUGGGAAAAUGAUAUUAUUUGGAAACCGCAACCAUCACCCGAUUCUCUUUCUCAACCUAUUGAUACACUAACACGACUAUCACGACCACGCAACCCAGAAGUUGAGGAGGGUGAUUGGCUCAAUUGCAUAAUCUAUGAUGCUAAAACCCGCCCUUGGAAGGAUUUUACCACUCUGCAUAUCGUUGAAGAAGAUGCUAGAUCGUUGUCCAACAACAACGCGCAAGGUGCCGAAAUUGAGAAAGAGGUGGUGAAGAGCAAGGGGCCUAUCGCCCGAACGACUUCAAGCACAUGGAAUCGAGAUAGCAAGCAGCAAACAUUAGAUCCAUUCAACUUAUCAAAUGAUCGAUUUUACGAAGUGUCUAAGGAGCAUCGUCGACGUGUCAGACAGACGUUUGGCAAUUUGGAAGUCCAACAUUCUUACCCGGCUAUGAAAUUACAGCUUCCAUUGUACAAAACACGUCUUACAAAACACGAGGCUAGAUCUUUCCACAGACCAGCCCUUCAGUUUCCUGUCAACGUCCCUAUUAAGUUCUCGAAAGUUAAGGUCGCCAAGAAGAAAAAAGACAAAGCGGGUCGCAAGAUUAGAAACACGGCUCCAGCAGCUGAACUCCUAAAAAACACAACCGACUUGACGUUAAAAGAUACUGGCCCCUUUAUGCUGUUUGAGUAUUCUGAAGAAGCUCCACCAGUGAUUUCUAACAUCGGCAUGGGUAGUAUUUUGGUGAAUUACUAUCGAAAGCAGAGUGAGCUGGAUGAUCAUAUACCAAACGAUGAUAUCGGGGAACCUUUCGUGUUAGAUGUAGCCGAUGAGUCGCCCUUUAUGAAGUUCGGAAGCAUUCGACCGGGCGAAACCGUACCCACUCUGUACAACAACCUCGUUCGUGCACCUCUCUUCAAACAUAAACCCAGCACAAAUGAAUUUUUGGUCAUCAGAAAUACGACAGAAACUGAGACGAACUACUACAUCCGACCAAUAGACCAUCUGUAUGUGAUCGGUCAAACAUACCCUGUCGUCGAAGUCCCCGGGCCUCACUCUCGUAAAACCACAACCCAAUUGAAACAUCGGCUGCAGACGAUCGCUUUCAAAUUAUGCUCUAAGUCGGAGGAUGGUCGAAUCAGGAUUGGUAAAGUGAUGAAGUAUUUUAAUGACCAAAACGAGAUGCAAAUGCGCCAGCGUCUAAAAGAAUUUAUGGAGUACACCAGAAAAGGCCACAAUCAAGGUUUUUGGACGAUUCGACCUGGUUUGAAAGUGCCGGACAAAGAAGAGAUAUUUAAAUUGGUGACUCCAGAGGGAGUCUGCUUAGCUGAAAGUAUGCAAGUGGGUCAGCGGCAGCUACUGGACGCAGGGUAUGGAAAAGAUGCCGAUAUUGAAGGCGAUGGAGAUGACCAGAGUAAAUUGGAUAUCGAGCAACAGUUAGCGCCUUGGAGUACCACGAAGAAUUUUCUUGCGGCUACUAGCAAUAAAGCAAUGCUCAGGCUAUAUGGAGAAGGUGAUCCCUCCGGAAGAGGGGAGGCUUUCAGCUUUAUCCGGGUGUCGAUGAAAGAAAUGUUUCUCCGGGACGGCGAGACUCUGGAAGAGCGACAAGCUGAACUUGCAUCUCGACCUAAAAGCUCGCACCGUUUGCAUGUUGGUGAACAGCAAGAUGUGUACAAACAAGAAAUCGAGCGAAUCUGGCAAGCUCAACGACAUGCAUUGAGUAAUCCGAAUCCACCGCAAUUGACCCAUGAAGACGAGAUACGAGCGCGCGGAGGUCGUGGUGGGGUUGGUAAUACACCUGCGAUGGCCGCUGACACACCCUUGCCACAUCCGUCCGCUGUCGGGGGUACUCCUGGUGACUGGAAUGCAUCUCGUCGCUCGCGAUCGCCUUCUACAUUCAGUCGACAGUCAUCACCAGAAAGAGACGAUGGAAUGAGUGUUGGAAGUCGUAAUCACGUAGUUGGAGCUAAUAAGGCAUUGAAAAUUAGGAGACUGAUCGAUGGGAAAUGGCAAACAGAAGUAGUUCGAGAUCCCACAGUUGUGAAUGCAUACCUCCGGCAGAGAAGACUGAUUGAUGAACAAGAAUCAUCUGCUGAGGCACUCAUGCCUAGUGAUGACCCAGAAAAAAAUAGGCUAGCCAAACGGAGAAUCGAAGAGGCAUUGGCCAAACUAAAACGAAACCAGGAACGGCGUCUUGCAAGGAAAAAUGCCAAAGAAAAUGCAGCGCUUUUUGCGAAACCUGGUUCUAACAGCAAAAUAGAUGCUGCUUUAUCGACUCCCGUUUCUGGAAGCAACCCUGUCCGUAAAUGUGGAAACUGUGGUCAGGUUGGACACAUGAAAACUAACCGCAAAUGUCCUCGGUGGGCGGAAUUCAACUCUGCUGCUGCUGGUGUAUUUGGAGCUGUCCCAGUGUCUACCCUUGGCAACUACACUGCCCAAGGUGGCUCAGCGGCCGCUGGGACCAGUGAGCACGGCGGAUCGGUAGCUGGAACUCCCAAUCCCGCUUCGUAUCAUGCUAUGGAGGACUAG